GUUCCCUCACGGGGCUGGCGGGGAGGACUGCCAUGGGCCGUUCCCGCCGAGGUUCUGAGGGUGGCGGGGGUGAAGCGCCUGUGAUGGGGAUCGACGUCGUCCCAAGGCGGUCGCCGCCGCCGCAGGGCCUCUCCCCGCUGCAGCGCCCGCUCUGCCCCGGGGGGGAGCCGCGCCCUCGCUGCGGUACCGGCAUCCGCCUCGGCUCGCCUCGGCCACCUUCGGGCCUCGUCGGUGAAGCUGCCCGCACUGGCAACGCUCUCCAGUCUCGUGAGGCAAUGGAGCGGGUGCCGCUUGGUGCAUGCUGGCGUGCCAUCACGCAGUAGCGGACAGGACGCGUUUGUAGGCUGUGGUGUCAACUCGGAGGCUGGAUCCAUCCAGCAGACCAGCAGCUAGGAGAGACCUGUUCUGUGGGAAGGGGGAAGGACAGAUUUGCUGUGCUCGCAGCAGCUUCUAUGAAAUGUCUACAGCAUGCCUUGGAUACAUGCUCCUAAUCAGCUUACAAGCUUUCCUUGACCUACGCUUCUCUUCCUAAUGCUGAUCUGACUAUGGCUGUCCUCAAAGUAAAAUUCACCAAAACAAAGAGGGACAAACUGGCUCAGAUCUUAUGGAUCCUCAACUGGGUUUCUGUAGUGAGCGGGAUCAUUCUCUUCAGUCUUGGCCUCCUUCUGAAAAUAGAGAUCAAGAAGCGCAACGAAGUGAUGGCAAAAGGGGACAUUAACUCUGUCCCCAACGUGCUGAUCUCUGUAGGAGUCAUAGCAUGUAUCAUCAACUUUCUGGGUGGCAAAAUUUGCUAUGACUGCUCAGAUGUCAACAAGUUCUCUCGAUGGAAACUAGUUAUGCUCCCAUACAUCGUGUGUACCUUCUGUUUUACCUUCUGCAUCCUGGUGGGUGCCCUCAUGUGCUACACCAUGAGGAAUGAGCUGGAAGAGUCUCUCUAUCUGGGAUUGAGGGAUGCUAUUAAGUUCUAUAAGGACACCGACAUACCUGGACGAUGUUUCUUAAAGAAAACAGUGGAUAUGUUACAAAUUGGAUUCCAAUGCUGCGGCAACAAUGGCUUUAGAGACUGGUUUAAAAUUCAGUGGGUAUCUGCUCGUUAUCUGAAUAUGGCUUCCAAGGAAGUUCUCGACCGUCUAAAGAGCAACGUUGAUGGCAAGUUCUUGGUGGAUGGGGUACCCUUCAGCUGCUGCAACCCAAGCUCCCCGCGGCCCUGUAUACAGUACCAGCUGACAAACAACAGCGCUCACUACAACUAUGAUUUUCUGACAGAGGAGCUCAAUAUCUGGGUGAAGGGGUGCAGAGAGGCUCUGCUGGAUUACUACACAGCUAUUAUGAGAUACAUUGGUAUUGCAGCAUUGCUUAUUUGGUUGUUUGAGCUCUCCGUGCUUAUUGGUGUCCGGUACCUACAAACAGCAAUGAAGAAUGUCCUUCUGGUAGGAGAUCUGGAGAGUGAGUCAGAUGGCUGGUUACUAGAAAACAGUUUUGUUGAAACCGCCAAAUACAGUGUCAGUAUCAUUAAGAACCUCAGCAAAGCCAAUCAGAUCUCCACUGUCUCAGGCAUGAACGACCCCAACAUUGACAUUCAAAACACCAACUGCGGCAAAACUAAUGUUACAACAAAAUCCAUCCCAGCAGCUAGCUAGGUAAGUCUUCAAAGAAAUGACAUCACAAGUAUAGCUUUGACAUAUUACAGUCAUACAGUUACCAGAUUUUUCACUGGUGGCGAAAUAAAAAAAAAAGGCAGGAAAACUAAUGAGACAAUUGAACAAACCACAGACUGGUGACAGCUCCAAAAAUGCCGAUACCUCUUUGGCUGGAUGUAUUUUUACACAGUCUUGUGAAAUCCCUGGUUUUCAACACUGCACAAAACAAACUUUUGGAAAUUUCCCCCUUGCUUACAUACUUCUGUCAUGGCUGAAUAGGUCAGAAUAAUCAUUAUGCAUCAGCAAACAUUCCAGAUAGGAUGGGUCUACAUCUACUAACAUACAGGCUGGUCUACUACAUACCAACAAAGCUUGUCAUUACUGUCAUUAUGUCUAUAGAAAUCCCAGUAGCAGGAACAUCCCAAAGGAGUUAUUACACUGAAUAAAAAGAUUCUUUAAAGAAAAGACAAAAACUGUGAAAUGAAAACUCUGUUAGUCCAAGUUAGGAUAGGGGAAAUUUUAGCCCAACUGUACUUAUAUUGCACCUCUUCUAAAAGAACCCACUAGCUAGGCGGAAUUGAGUUGAAGGCAAUGAAAGUUAGCAUAACGUAGUUAACUACUUUUUUCCCCCCAAAAAUGGUCUGAAGUAUCCCUUCAUUUUUCCUCCUCCAUAUUUUAGAGAAAGUCAGCUGCCAGAUCUCCCUGAAAAUCAAUGGGUACUGCUGAAAGGAGUUAUCUGCUCGAGAAGCUGCCUGGCAGCUCAUGCCGGGAUAUUUGAAAUUCCAAGUAGCAUGUGAUAGCACAAGUUUAAAAACAAGCAAAUACUUCCCAUAAAACAAAUACUGAUCAUCCUAGAUGUUUAAAAGCUCCCAAUUUCAAAAGUACUUACAUGGAUCCGGGGGCUGGAAGAUAAGGGAUUGUUUGGAACCAAUGAAGGUGAAGUUGGACUGACAGAUCUCCCAUCCAUUCCCAGCACAGUGCUCAGGAACUCUGUCAAUGCAUGGAGCGAAAGCCUUCUACACCUGAGACACGUGUAGUUACAGGACGCCCUAUGACUAAUCCACCAUUAAUAGCAAGCAGGAAAAACAUACUGAUACAGAAUAGAGGACAAAAGACCAAAUAAAAUACUUGUUACUGUUGUGAAUAAUACAUUGUUUGAAUAUAAAAUUGGACAGCUUGUGCAUUCUUUGUGUAUAAUCAGUAAAAGUUGUUGUAUCACUGGGAUAUUCAAAGCCGAACUAUUCCUGUUUUUGCAGUUGUGCAAAAGUAACAGUAAAAACUCCUUUACCUGUCUAAACAAUGUUGUUUUCUAUAACACUAGAAUAAGCAGGAAUUAUACUGUUAGAAUUUAUUGUAAAUAAAGUGUGUGAUGUAAAAAUCUGCAUUGUAAUUCAAGCAGGCUCUGUGCACGAUCAUAAUUUCAAAUGCAAUUGUUUCACUGCUUAAAAUUUUAGGCCUAUACUGAAGUAUGUUAAAAACAAAGAUGGACAGACAGGGUCUGUCUGCAAUAGCAGCCUGUAGCAGGUGUUUUGGAAAAGGCACAUAAGAGGCAACACCAUUAGAAAACAGUUCUUUCUCUAACAAAGCCUCCUAACUUCCACGAAACAGCAGUUUGGCACUUGGUAUGACAAAGAGGGUACGUGUAUCACUGUGGUUUAAUAAAUCUCAACGGGUAUUUUUUGCUAUGAAUUUGCAUAGUGUUUGUUUAAACCCAUUAAUGUUUUUGAUAUCCAAAACACGUCAAUGAGCUUCAGAUUUUAAUUUCUUACAAUUCAAUUCUGCUUCUCCUUGUUGGCUCCCUGACAACUUAAUCGGGUAUCCCCUAAAUUCUUGCUCUAAGAUGUAGCUGAUGGUCAUUCCUUAUUUAUUUCCUCCAUGUAAUUCUCAAUUUUACAGUCUUUUAUUAUAAUAUCGCUCUUGGUCCUAUCUUUCCACGUUGAAGAAGUUGCUACUUAACCUUUUCUUCUAUGGAAGUUGUUUCACACCUUUGAUAAUUUUCAUCACUCUUCGCCAUUAUUUUUAAAUGAACACCACCGUGUAGAGCUGAAGAAAUCACGAACUAUAUAGGUCUUCUGCCAUUUUCCUAAGAAUUUCUAUCCCUGCUUGCCCUUUUGACCAUUUCUGAUCAUUGAUAUAAUUUUUAUCACAGAACUAUUCAUAAAAAUACUAAGCAAAUAUUUCGUAUUAAUAUAUCUGGGGGUGCUGGUCAACGUCAGGCGCAGUAUGAGCCAGCAGUGUGCCCUGGCAGCCAAGAGGGCAAACCGCAUCCUGGGGGGCAUCAAGCACAGAAUCACCAGCUGGUCAAAAGACGUGGUUAUCCUGCUGUGUUCAGCGUUGGUACAGCCUCACCUGGAGCACUGUGAGCGGUUCUGGGCCCCACAACUUGAGAAGGCUGUGAAGGUCCUUGAAUGUGUCCGGAGGACGGCAACAAAGGUGGUGAAAGGGCUGGAAGGACCGUCCUGUGAGGAGCGGCUGGGGACUCUGCGUUUGUCUGGUUUGGAGAAAAGGAGCCCGAGGGCAACCUCAUCGCUCUCUGCAGCUUCCUGAGGAGGGGACGUGGAGAGGCGGGCGCUGAUCUCUUCUCCCCGGUAUCCAGCGAUAGGACACGUGGGAACGGUGCAAAGCUGCGCCAGGGGAGGUUUAGGCUGGACAUGAAGAAACAUUUCUUUACUGAGAGGGUGAUCAAACACUGAAACAGGCUGCCCAGAGAGGUGGUUGACGUCCCAAACCUGUCAGUGUUUAAGAGGAAUUUGGACAAUGCCCUUAAUGACAUGCUUUAACUUGGUCAGCCCUGAAGUGUUCAGAUGAUCAUUGCUGGUCCCUUUCAGCUGAAACAGUCCCCUUCUACUCUGUUCUAUUGCAAGAUCUUAGAUUUGCAUAGCAAUGUUAAUUUUCAUUUACCAAAACUGAAUCUUCUGUUAUUAUGCAGACACUAAGUUUCAUAACAGCCUCCUGAAAACAUUAAGAAUAAGCUUUUUUAUGGAAUAUCUUUGUAUCAUUAGCAGAAUUUGCCACUUUAUAAUUCCCUUUUCCAGAUCACUUCUGAAAAUGCUGAAAAAAACCCCCAUGCAGAUUUCUGUGGAUCUCAGUUGUUAAGCUUCUUUCAUUGUGAAAAUACACCAUUUAUACUUUGUUGCUGAAACAGAUCUUCCUUUUUAUCUCGUAACAGCUUCUUCUAAUUCUAUGAGUUUGUUGGAGGACACUAUUCAAAGUCUUUUGAAAUCUACAUUAUUACCGACUGGCUCAGCAUCCUCACCACAUUCGUUAACUCCAAAGAAUUAGAUCUUCAAGCUGAGACCUCCCUUUACAAGAACUACAUUAACUCUUCCCUUUGCACUGGAUUUACCUACGUGCCUACUUCUAUUCUUCAUUCCCAUCACUUUCCCCAGUGUGGAAUUAAACUUAACUGGUGCAUAAAUCCUUCAAUCAUUUCUGAAAGCCAAAAAUAUUACUUCUGCAUCACAGUCUGUAGUGGUGGUUUUUUGGCAGAACACUGAGCGCAGUGUCCUGAGCCUUACCAGCAGCACUAAAAUUAGCUGAUACAUACCGGAAAAGAAUGAACACAGAAAGUUGUAGUACCUUGAGAGAUCAAGGAGAAAGACAGUCAUGUACUGGAAAUUAGUCAGACUUCACAGCAGAAUAUAAUUUUUUUUAAUGCUUUUUUUUUCAGGUGAGUAUGCAAAGUGCCACAUGCUUCAGUCAGUAGCAAUUACUUCCGAGGCACAAUUUAGUCCAUCUACAUUUGGAAACACGGUUCUAGAUUGCUCAGAUACCAAAAAGUAAUCAGAAAUAACCCAGAGCAAACCAGAAAUUAUUUCCGUAUAUUUCUUUCAUUAGUAAAAAUUGAAUCAAGAGGACUAAGAAUACACAAAUUUUUAUAAUUAAAAUGUUAAAACAAAAAGUGAUGAAUGGUUCAAUGUGGUGAAAAUGGUUGUAAAACAGGAAUUAAGAGCAUAAUCAAAAAAAAGAAAAAAGGAAAUCUUAGUCUGUAUUUUCAGAAAUAUUUCCUAAUGGCAAAACACAUUUAACUGUUUUGCAUCAUUUAGAAAUGUCUCUAGGUCAACUCUUUAGCUUGCAGAAUUAUAAGAGCUGUGAGCUUACUCUUUUGAUAACUCUCUAGUUCAGGUGUGAUGGAUUUGCCAAGAAAAAUAGAUUUGGAAGGAAAAGUGGACUAAAAUGAUCAUCCAGCCUGAGCACCUCUGUGAAGACACAGACAUUUCACGCAGUACUUGCUGCGACACAUGAAGAGCAGAGGUAUAACUGUCCGGCUACUCAUUUUCCCUGGCCCCCAACACCACUCAUUUACUUUCAUAUGAAGAGAACACAUUUUACCAUAAAGGACUAGUUAGUAUUUGGCAAGUUAACCUUUGUCUCUCAGCCAACUGCCAAACGCGGCAGCAGUGGCUAGCGAUGUGAUCGCUUGUGAGAUUAACUGAGCCUCAGCACACAUUUCACAGGGAACAGUCGUUGUCUUCACUAUUACCAGCAAUUAGUUAGUCAUUAGACUGUUCACUUCUAUCCUGCGUAGUCAUUCAGAGUCCCCACUGAUACAGAUGUACUACAAAAAGAUGACCACUCAUUUCACAGUAAUCAGGAUAUAAUUUCCUUUUUUAAAUAAAUGCUUUCUUCUUUGCUUUGUAUGUAUUAGUUCCCUCAGACAGUGGAAGUGUGCCCUACAUACGUAGCUUGCUUUACAGCACCUGUCACAGUAGUUUGGGUUUCCUGGAGUAUUUAACAUUACAGCCACUGGAUCAAGAAAACAAACUCAGGUAGCAGCACAGACUCCAUCUUUAAUUCUCUGUAAUUUAUAAAGACAAAGAUGGCAUUAGCAAGCCAAGCCUUUAAGCCGGAGCAUCUGCUCAGAUACAGAAAUAAAGACGAUUGGGGGGCUACUUCUUAUCCUAUUUGUUAUUAAUGCUUAAUCCAGUCAGAAUUAAUAACAAUACAUUUGUGCAACAGCAACUUCCAGAGUAAGGAACUCACCUAUGCAUAAAAGUAUAUUCUUUAUGAAGUUCUUCAUUAAAAACAAACAAACAAACAAAAAAACACAACAAAAAAUCACACCAGGGAAAAAACCCAAAACCAAAACACAAAAAUUCCCCAAAACAAA
This is a messenger RNA of Phalacrocorax carbo (great cormorant), 6750 nucleotides long. The record is from RefSeq and is a predicted model, not a curated record. Lineage: Eukaryota; Metazoa; Chordata; Aves; Suliformes; Phalacrocoracidae.